AUGGAAUACCUCAUGAAUAAAUCAGUGGUCGUGAUUACCAAUGACAGGGUAAGAAAUAAGAUGGCCAUGCCUUCCACCUUCCAUCCGAAAUCAAUCCAUCAACUACCGUAUAGCCAGACACUGCCACGGAGGCUUUUUGGCAGAAGCGACCUUGAAUGUGACCUCUUCCGGGCAGGCCGCCUGGGCGCUCUGGCCUCCCGCACUGAGCACGCCAUGGUGGAUGGCAUGUCUGAGCUGGAUGUGGUGCCCCCUGCCUUCUGGAACGAUGCAAUCAGUGUUAAGGUCAUGUAUGUGCUCUACAGUAUGAGGGUGUCUAUGCCAGAAGCUCAAGUACCACUAAGUGAAGAUUCGAGACAGCAUGGCAGAAAACAGCAGGGGCUGGCCAGCCCAUAUGUAAAAAGAGAACAAGGAAAUGUGGAAACACCCCCAUCUCCCAGUGCUGCCACAUCCCCAAAGCGAGCUGUGUUCAUGCCUGUUUGCGUCUUUCGCCGGCCUCUGGGGCAUGGCCCGGCCGGCCCUCCCACCUGUUCUCUGGCCACAGAAUCUUGCAUACCCCUGGCUUGGCAGCUCCUCGGGCCCCCUGGAUCACUGACCUCCCAACUUCGUGUCUUGGCAGCAGGUCCUUCCAUUGGGCUCUCCACCAGUGUCUUCUCUGUGCAAUGCCCACCCAUCUUUAAAGUUCUGCCCCAGCAGCGCGCGCCAGCGGGCGUAUCAGCCGGGCGCACCCGCGGCGGCCACCUCUUGGCGUGGCCGGGGGCAGAUGGACCUCGGCGAGCCUCGUUUCCCAGUCCUAUUACGCAACAACUUUGCAUCCGUCAUCCUCGCCCUAAUUGUGCAGGGGGCGGUGUUUGUGUGUUGCGCUUUCUCUCCCCGCUCCCGGCCGUCGCGCUCCCCGGAGAGACGCGCGGGGGCAUUGUAAUCGCUGCCUACGCAGCACCGCGGGGCUCCAACCGGCAGCCAGUCCUCCUCCCCACCGCUGCCCGCCCCGAGUGCUGGCAGCUCGCCAGCGUCCCCCUCCCAUUUCCCCCCCUCUUCGCCCACCCCAAGGAGGAGGGGUCCUCCCGCGAGGGUGCGGGGAGGGGCAGGCGGAGGUCCGUGCCACGCCCGGGUCGCCGCGGCCCUCGGCCGGGUACUCGGUCGGCAACAGGUAGCCCUGCCGCUGCGUGCUCGGGGAGACAAUAA
Molecule: messenger RNA, 1182 nt
Organism: Odobenus rosmarus divergens (Pacific walrus)
Lineage: Eukaryota; Metazoa; Chordata; Mammalia; Carnivora; Odobenidae
Exons: 5
Coding region: 1-1182 (393 amino acids)
Source: RefSeq, a predicted model, not a curated record